Oncorhynchus tshawytscha (Chinook salmon) is the source of this 1622-nucleotide messenger RNA. RefSeq names its product paired box 5 (gene pax5). The transcript has 11 exons. Gene Ontology annotation, molecular function: RNA polymerase II cis-regulatory region sequence-specific DNA binding; DNA-binding transcription factor activity, RNA polymerase II-specific. Gene Ontology annotation, biological process: anatomical structure development; regulation of transcription by RNA polymerase II. The record is from RefSeq and is a predicted model, not a curated record. NCBI's taxonomy places the organism in Eukaryota, Metazoa, Chordata, Actinopteri, Salmoniformes, Salmonidae.
GCUCUUUUGACUCCCUCUCGGUGUGAUCAUUUCACGCUCCCCUCCAAGGCCUUUCCACCUAAAGUGUUUAGUCUCAGAUCACUGCGCCCUGUGCAGUGUCGCAAUAGGGAGCGGAAGGGUCGAAUUAUUUCACCCCUUUAUACAACUCACCAAAAAGUACUGUUGCGAGAGAGAGAAAAGAGAGAAAGGGGGAAAAAAAGUGUGUGAGGAGGGAGAGGGGAAGCGUUAGAGAAAAGUUUUUUGUUCUUUCUCCCCCCCAACACCCCCACACCCCCACACAUCCAUCGCUUCCCCCGCCCAGCUCCAAGCCCAACGGGAGCAGAAUGGAAGUAGAGGCCGAGGGUCAUGUGCUGAGGCCGGGAAGAGCAGGACAUGGAGGGGUGAAUCAGUUAGGAGGCGUGUUCGUGAACGGCAGGCCCCUCCCAGAUGUGGUGCGAACGCGAAUCGUAGAGCUGGCUCACCAAGGGGUCCGCCCCUGUGAUAUCUCUCGACAGCUCCGGGUCAGUCACGGAUGUGUCAGCAAGAUACUGGGGAGGUACUAUGAGACAGGAAGUAUCCGUCCCGGGGUGAUUGGAGGAUCCAAACCAAAGGUUGCUACACCCAAAGUGGUGGAUAAGAUCGCCGACUACAAACGCCAAAACCCCACCAUGUUCGCCUGGGAGAUACGAGACAGACUAUUGGCUGAGAGAGUGUGUGACAACGAUAGUGUCCCCAGUGUCAGCUCUAUCAACAGGAUCAUCAGGACUAAAGUCCAGCAGCCUCCGGGUCAGUCAGGACCUCUCUCUGCUCAUAACCUGGCGUCGUCGGUAGCGUCGACACAGGUUUCUGCGGUGACCAGUGACUCGGCUGGCUCCUCCUACUCCAUCAGCGGCAUUCUGGGUAUCAGCUCAGCUAACGACGGGAAGCGGAAGAGAGACGAUGCCCUCCAGGAGUCUCCUCUAGCCAAUGGCCAUGGUCCAGGAGGGCGGGAUUUCCUGAGGAAGCAGAUGAGAGGGGAUCUCUUCUCGCCGCAGCAGAUUGAGACAUCAGAGUAUUCGGCCAUGGCUCUAGCCGGUGGAUUGGAGGAGAUGAAAACCAAUCUGGCCAAUCCAGGGUCAGCGGGGGAGCUAGGAGCCAGUGUUCCGGGCCCACAGUCCUAUCCACUGCCAGGUCGAGACCUCUGCAGCACCACGCUCCCCGGCUACCCCCCACACGUCCCCCCAACGGGCCAGGGCAGCUACUCUGCCUCCUCACUGACUGGUAUGGUACCUGGAGGAGAUUUCUCCAUUUAGUCCCUAUUUCUCCACCCUCAGUAUUUCUCCAUUUAAGGUUAUUAACCUGUAGCGAUGUCCUCUCUCUCAGUGUUCCAGCAGGACUAUGGGUCUCUCCUGGGGACGGAGAUCGGAUGUUCCUCUGGGCUCUUCACCACCAGCCAGACGGGACAGAUGCAAGGGUCGCCGUACUACUACAGCGCGGCAUCGCGAGGGGCGGGACCGGCUGCCACGGCAACUGCCUCCGCCUACGACCGCCACUGACCCCGCCCAUCAACGAUGAAGAGGGGGAUGAGGAAGAGGAGGAAGAAAGGAGAGAUAGCACCAGCACUGUCCAAUACUAGCCUGCCUACUGAUGGAGGAGAAGGAGGA